Bacidia gigantensis is the source of this 1155-nucleotide messenger RNA. RefSeq lists its product as uncharacterized. The record is from RefSeq and is a predicted model, not a curated record. Gene Ontology annotation, cellular component: cell surface; extracellular region. Gene Ontology annotation, molecular function: glucan exo-1,3-beta-glucosidase activity. The transcript has 4 exons. Gene Ontology annotation, biological process: glucan catabolic process. Lineage: Eukaryota; Fungi; Ascomycota; Lecanoromycetes; Lecanorales; Ramalinaceae. Bases 1 to 1155 code for a protein of 384 amino acids.
AUGAAGCUUCCAGCUACCCUAACCGCUCUCUUAUUGGGCUCUGUUGCUAGAUGGAUUACGCCUAGUAUUUUCCAGCAAUUCCAAGGGCAUGACACUGUUGAUGAGUAUACACUAUGCAAGAACCAUCCGGAUCAAGCCAAAAGCAUAUUGCAAAAGCAUUGGCAAGAAUGGGCAACUCAAGAUGAUUUCCAGAAGAUCUAUAAUGCAGGCUUCAACGCUGUUCGGAUACCAAUUGGAUAUUGGGCGUUCAAAAAGUUUGACGGCGAUCCCUACGUUGAAGGUGCUGCCGAUUACCUUGAUCAAGCGAUCGGUUGGGCGAGGGCAACCAAAUUGAAAGUUGUGGUGGACUUGCAUGGUGCACCUGGAUCACAAAAUGGGUAUGAUAACUCUGGUCACAACGGAACUGUCGACUGGGGUGAUGGCAGUAACAUCGCGUAUACGCGAGCUGUCCUUCAGCUGAUCGCGAACAAGUACGCAAAGCAAGAGUAUCAGGACGUUGUCGUCGGCAUCGAACUUCUCAAUGAGCCUCUGCCGACAAAAAUCGAAGGUGGCACAGACCCGGUUGUGCAAUACUACAAGGAUACCUACGGGGUUGUUCGAUCAGUCAGCGACACACCCGCCGUCCUCCAUGACGCUUUCCAACCAGGCUCCUUCUGGCAUGAUAUCUUGACCCCUCCCGAUGGGCAAGGCGUUGUCAUUGAUCAUCACGAAUAUCAAGUCUUCAAUGACACUCAAGUUCUAUGGUCGCAUGAUGAACACGUUGGUUACGUUUGUUCUAACGCAGAUACCUACGUAUCGAAUGUGAACCAUUGGCAUAUCGUCGGUGAAUGGUCCGCUGCCAUGACUGAUUGUGCGGCUGCUCUGAACGGCUACGGCGUUGGCUCUCGUUAUGAAGGCAAUUAUAUCACGAGUCAAGGAUCUACGGGUAGAAGCUGCGGCAACAUAAAUUACAUCGACCAGUGGGACGAUCAGCUUAAAAAAGAUACGCAACGAUACAUCACGGCACAGCUUGAUGUUUACACUCAGCGAGCUAACGGCUAUUUCUUUUGGAAUUUCAAAACUGAAGGGUCUCCUGAGUGGGAUCUUUUUCGACUUCUAGGGGCUGGGGUUUUUCCUAAUUUACAAAAUUAUCAACCUUCCUCGGUCUGCUCAUGA